UUUGUAGUUGUGCUGAUCGGAGAUUCUGGAGUUGGCAAGAGUAACUUGCUGUCAAGAUUUACACGAAAUGAAUUUAACUUGGAGAGUAAAAGUACGAUUGGCGUAGAAUUUGCCACGCGUAGCAUCCAGGUAGAUGGUAAAACGAUAAAGGCCCAGAUAUGGGAUACUGCAGGACAGGAGCGAUACAGAGCCAUUACCAGUGCGUACUACCGUGGUGCUGUGGGUGCGUUACUAGUAUAUGACAUAGCCAAACACUUAACAUAUGAAAAUGUUGAAAGAUGGCUAAAAGAACUGAGGGACCAUGCAGACAAUAAUAUAGUCAUCAUGCUAGUGGGCAACAAGAGUGAUUUGCGACAUCUUAGGGCAGUUCCUACAGAUGAAGCAAAAGCAUUUGCAGGUAGGACUAAUUCAUUUCUGUUUAUUAGGAACUAG
Saccoglossus kowalevskii is the source of this 432-nucleotide messenger RNA. Its product is annotated as ras-related protein Rab-11A. The record is from RefSeq and is a predicted model, not a curated record. Gene Ontology annotation, molecular function: GTP binding; GTPase activity. NCBI's taxonomy places the organism in Eukaryota, Metazoa, Hemichordata, Enteropneusta, Harrimaniidae.